AUGCCACAAUAUAAGUUAACAUAUUUCAACCUCCGAGGAUUGGCCGAAGCCAUUCGGUGCUGCUUGCAUUAUGGUGGAAUCGAGUUUGAAGACAGAAGAGUUCUAAAGGGUGAAUGGGCGGAGCUGAAGCCAAGUAAGUCAAAUUUCGAUCUAUUGAGGUAUGGUGGAAAUUUUUCGAAUAGAACUACCAUAUGAGUCAAAACAUUGAUUGGUAAUUGCGGCCUGAGAAAGUCGCGCACAAAAAAUGUUAAGAAAAUCUGACCACUUCAAUUCAUGCUUUUGCUCUUCGUCCUAGGCAUGGCUCCGGGCCGGGCUUUGCAAAAUUUUUCGGCCCGGGCCGGCUGAUUUCUCGGCCCGCCUCCGGGCUUUGAUUUUUAGGCCUGGCCCGGCCCGGACCGGCCUGGUUUUUUUGAAAUCUUAGUUUUGCCCUGAAAAAAAGGAAAGAACAAGCUUUUUCGAUAUAAUUUUUCAUUUUUUCAAACACAAUGCUGAUAGCAAACGUAAAGUGAUCUUAUGUACCUAGGUUUUGCUAAAUUUUUCCUUACAUUUUGCAAAAAUUUGUAAUAAUUUUCCUUUCAUGUCGGCUUUCUUUCUUUCCAGCAGAGUAUAAAAAUUUUCCGGGCCGAACCGGGCCGGACUUUCCAAAUUUUCCAAGCCCGGGCCGGGCUUGGAGAUUUAAGCCCGGGCCUGGGGCCCGGGCCGGGCUGGCCCGGUUUGCAGCCUUGCUUACUUCGUGCUCGAAGAUCAGCGUCCAAAGGCCCAUCGUUUUCAAUUUCAGAGACUCCCAAUGGAACCGUGCCGCUUUUCGAAGUGGACGGCAAGAUGCUCACCCAGUCUGGCGCCAUUCUUCGAUACGUAUCUAGACUCACCGGGCUGACCGGAAAAGACAGCUGGGAAGAGGCCAAAGCCGAUGAGACUUUCCAUUACUUCAUUGACGCCCUAACCAAGGAUGCUGGGCCCUAUAUUUGGGAUAAGGCUGGCAUCUUCAAAGCAGCUGAUAUUGUAAGUAAAUUCAAUUUUUUAAAGUAAAUCUGGGGCAUACAAUCAAAAAUAUUUUUUUUCAGGACGCCGCUUACAAAGCGUUCGUACCAGCGGCCACAAAACACUUGACAUAUUACAGUAAAAUGCUGGACGAAGCUGGUAAUGGAUACCUCCUAAAAUCUGGCCUAACCUACGCUGAUUUUGUUGUAUACAGUCAUGCCUUGACUCUGAGAAAUGUUGAUCCAGAAUUGGCCAAGCAAUUCCCGAAAGUUUAUGAAUUUGUGGAGAGAAUCGAAAAAUUGCCGCAAUUACAAGAGUACUUGAAAAUUAGACCAAACAGUGUUAACUAA
Molecule: messenger RNA, 1331 nt
Organism: Bursaphelenchus xylophilus (pine wood nematode)
Lineage: Eukaryota; Metazoa; Nematoda; Chromadorea; Rhabditida; Aphelenchoididae
Source: the annotation of a GenBank genome assembly